UACGUCCGCCAGUCCGCGAGUUGGCACGACGACAGUGUGUUCGUCGCUUCGAUAUCGACACGGUCGAUAACGCUCCUCUCUUUUCCUUUCUUUUCCUCCCUUUUUUUCUAAUUCCUUCUUUGUUUUUUUCUUAAAUCGUUAUCUCCCGAAACUUCAACAACGUUCGGCUCGUCGAAAGCGCAAAUCCCGCGUCCGCGACCGCGAUCGGAGAAAGCCGAAAUAACGCAGAUUUGCGAUUUUUCGCGCAGAAUCAUCUCCGAUAUCAUCACCGUCGUCCGAUCUCUUCGUUCUUCCGAUAAAACGCAAGUUUGAGAAAAACGGUCAAGAACGACGAUCGAUUGGAGGGAGAGAAAGAAAGAGAGAAGAGAAGAAGACCGCUUUCGCUUUCGUUGGAGUGUCACGAUUGUAGUGUGUGUUAAGAUUUUUGGACGAACGUUGAUCAAUUGGGGCGCAAUCAGCGCGCGAUUUUUCGAUAAUUAGAGGAGAGAAGGCGAUCGCCUGAGAGGGUGGGUGGUAGACUUCGCUCCGAAUUUCCGUCCAAAGUAGAUCUGAGGGCAGCUGACACGGCAACAUGUCGAUCAUAAUGCAGUAUAUAGACCGGUUCCACGACAUGCUGGACAAACACGCAGACACGAGGACGACUAAUUGGCUACUGAUGAGUUCACCCUUUCCUACGUUACUCAUUUGCCUCUCUUACGUCUACCUCGUCAAGGUGCUCGGGCCGAAGCUUAUGGAGAAUCGGAAACCCUUCCAGCUUAACAACACCUUGGUAGUCUACAACCUGUUACAAGUGAUCUUCUCCGCAUGGCUUUUCUACGAGUGUCUGAUGGGCGGAUGGUGGGACCAGUAUAGUUUCCGCUGCCAGCCGGUGGAUUAUUCCAACAGCCCUACCGCGAUAAGGAUAGGGAUAUCCGGAUGGCUGACUGGAAACUAUUCUCUAAGAUGUCAACCUGUAGACUACAGCGACAGACCUGAAGUACUGAGGAUGGUCCAUGCAAGCUGGUGGUAUUACUUCUCGAAAUUUACCGAAUUCAUGGACACGAUCUUUUUCGUGCUAAGAAAGAAGAAUAAUCACGUGUCUACGCUGCAUGUGAUUCACCACGGUUGCAUGCCCAUGUCGGUCUGGUUCGGUGUCAAGUUCACGCCAGGCGGCCACUCGACCUUCUUCGGUUUGUUGAACACCUUCGUCCACAUCGUGAUGUACACAUAUUAUCUUCUGGCGGCGAUGGGUCCAAAGGUGCAGCCGUACCUCUGGUGGAAGAAGUAUCUGACCGCCUUCCAGAUGCUGCAGUUCAUCGCCAUCAUGGUCCACGCUUUCCAGUUGCUCUUCAUCGAGUGCAACUACCCGAAGGCGUUCGUCUGGUGGAUCGGCCUGCAUGCCGUCAUGUUCCUCUUCCUGUUCAAGGAGUUCUACCAGCAGAGCUAUCAGCAGAAGAAACCCAGAAAGGUGGCGAUGACCAACGGUGUUGUCAAGGGGGAACAAUCAAAGGGCAAACACGCGAACGGUGUUGCGAACGGCGCCGCGAAUGGAACCGCGAACGGCGUCGCGAACGGCGUCGUCAACGGCACCGCAAACGGCGUCGCCAACGGCGUUGCAAACGGCUUCUCGCCCAGGAGGAGGGAUGCCGCCGAUUAUUACGUGAAAGGCGAAAGCCUAGCGACGGAGCUCAAUCUCCGAAAAUCGUUUGCAACGAAAUUCGAGUAACCCUCGAGCGAGCGCAUAGCCUAGUCGAUCUUCUCUCGCCACGACGUCGUGUUUUUCUUUUUCUUCCGCGAAAUCGCCGAAGGAUUAGUGGGCCUUCGUCCCUCUGUCUUUCUCUCUUUCUUUCUCUCUCUCUUUCUCUCUCUCUCUCUCUCUCUCUCUCUCUGUCUCUCUCUUCCCUUGUCUUUAAUUUGCCGUAUCUAAACACGAAGGGUUGAAGGCCCCGCCGAGAUCGACGCAUCUAUCGAAAAAAAAAAAAGAGUACAAAAUUACGUCGCACGUAUUCGGCUCGCGGUGUGAAGCGUACGUCGAUGCACUUCAUUGAUGAUGCGAUACUUCACGAGCGCGACGAUUCUCCAGCUAGAUCCGAGCAGCCGUGCGCGACCGUGGUCCGGCGACUGACGCAAAAGGAUGCUCGGGCAGAUCGUGUCCAGGUGCUCCCGCGAUCGUAAUCGAAGCCGGGGAAAAAUAGAUAUUAUCGAGUUGACCGUUCUCAAACAUUCAGUGCGGGAGCAGAAAAGAUACGAUCGCGCCGGUGUGCCUUGGGAAGAUAGGCGUGCCUUUUGCUCAAUACUUAAAGCUCAAAAGCAUCGGUUCGAAAUGCCAGUAACCGACCUCUGUGAUCGUGCGUACGUCGACUCGCGAGAGGGUCUCUCGACAUCCCCCUUUCUUCGCGUGUCCAGUAGCCGCCACGCCGACGUUCGGUCCCGGCGUCGCGACGCCUUCCACACCGCGGAUUUGCCGAUGCUCGUUGCGGAUGCUCGCCGUCUCGGUUGUACUAUAACGCGUGAACGUGCGCGCGAAGCGUGCAAGGGUUUCGCGUUCGCGAUCGUUAGCUCCUUCAGCUGAGAGAUUGAACAUCGAGAAUCUCCCUCCGCUCGGCAGUCAAACCAUCUCCGAAGAAACCUCGGAUCGAGAGAUUUAAAUGGACAGCAUAUUAUUUAGGAUAAAAUAACGAGUUCGAAGUUUAAAGUGACAAAAGAUGAACGAAUUAAAAAAGACAGAUACUCAUCUUGCAAAAUUGCGGACAAAAAUGUAGAUAUGCUAAUUGCCUGUUUUUUAACUUCCUGCUUUUAAUUACCGUCUACUUAUUAUUAACUAUGACUAUUGUUAUUAAGUACUGUCGAGCUUUUAUAUUCUUCCCGAAGCUGAAGUCGAUUGAAACCGCGACGGUCGCAACGUUAUCUGUCUCGCUCGCUUUGUGCGCGUCUUGUAUGUAAUACAUAGCGUCUUGUACAUAGGUAGGCUAGUUUUAUAUACUACUAAAGAAGAGUCCGAGGAGUGCGACGGCCGUGCCACACUUCGAGGCAAUUUAAAAAAAAAAAAAAAAUUAAGUUCGAGGGCUAAUUUAUAUAAAUCCACAUGUGCAUAUAUA
This is a messenger RNA of Temnothorax curvispinosus, 3077 nucleotides long. Its product is annotated as elongation of very long chain fatty acids protein AAEL008004. Gene Ontology annotation, molecular function: fatty acid elongase activity. The transcript is spliced from 8 exons. Lineage: Eukaryota; Metazoa; Arthropoda; Insecta; Hymenoptera; Formicidae. The record is from RefSeq and is a predicted model, not a curated record. Gene Ontology annotation, biological process: fatty acid elongation, monounsaturated fatty acid; sphingolipid biosynthetic process; very long-chain fatty acid biosynthetic process. Gene Ontology annotation, cellular component: endoplasmic reticulum membrane. The coding region runs from base 572 to 1705 and encodes 377 amino acids.